Chenopodium quinoa (quinoa) is the source of this 1697-nucleotide messenger RNA. RefSeq lists its product as uncharacterized. Lineage: Eukaryota; Viridiplantae; Streptophyta; Magnoliopsida; Caryophyllales; Amaranthaceae. The record is from RefSeq and is a predicted model, not a curated record. Bases 318 to 1220 code for a protein of 300 amino acids. The transcript has 2 exons.
GUUACAUUUAUUUCCAGCUGUAAUAUUUGUAUAUAUUGGUUUCCUCCUUAAUUAAUGAGAUGAGAUUCCUUUUCACAAUUAAUUUUUUUUCUUCUCUCUACUUUCUCUCUUUAUUUCUUCUGAAAUUCUUCCCCAAAUUUCAGUUUCUUCAUGGUAUCAGAGCAAUUUGUGUUCGAUUUUCCUAAUUUCCGCUGAUAAUUUUUCUUUGAUUUCUGCAUAAUUGCAGUAAUAUCUUCAAAUUCCUCGUUUAUUCUUCAAUUUCAUCUCUAUUCUCUUCGAUUUUUCGCUGUUUUUCGUCUUCUUCAAGCUUCUUAACAAUGGCGGGAGGUGAACCUCAACAGAACUCUGUGAAUUUUGCAGAUCCUUACUAUCUCUCUAAUGGCGACCAUCCAGGUAUGCAACUCGGUAAUCACAUACUUACUGGUUCAAAUUACAUCAAUUGGAGUCAUACUGUGCAUAUGGCAUUAAUUGCUCGUAAUAAGUUGCAAUUUGUGGAUGGAACUUUGCCUUCUCCUGUUGUUGAUUCUCCUGAUUACCAGAAAUGGUUAAGGAAUGACUACAUGGUCAUGUCCUGGUUAUUAAAUUCGAUUGAUAAGAAUUUGACUGAGAGUUUCAUGUUUGUGAACUCUUCAUCUGAUCUCUGGAAAGAAAUUGCUGAGAGGUUUGGGCAAUCUAAUGCUCCUCAAUUGUUUGAGUUGCAUAGAAUUUUAGGUUCUAUGAACCAGAACAAUGAUAGUAUUGCUGAGUACUAUGGUAGGUUGAAGAGUAUUUGGGAUCAACUUCAGAUUCUUGAAGGUUUUCCAGAUUGUAGUUGUGGUGCUAUGAAAUUAUGUAGUUGUGGUAUACUCAAGAAACUUCUUGAAAUGGAUCAAAGGAAGAAGUUGAUUCAAUUUCUUGCUGGUCUUAACAAAAGUUAUGAUCAAGUUACAACGAAUUUAUUGAGUGCAGAUCCAUUGCCUAAUGUCAACAAAGCUUAUCAUACUCUUCAACAAAUUGAGCAGCAGAAUAAGUUGACUCAAAUUAACACAAAUUCUGUUGAAAUUGGUGCUUUUAAUGUUGCAUCUGGUAAUGUUGUGGUUCCUCCUAAGGUUUUUCCUAAGACUAGUUUUCAGUAUAAGAAGGAUUUCAAGAUACAAAAGUCUGAAAUGGUGUGUGAUCACUGCAAGAAACGAGGUCAUUCGAUUGAUCAAUGCUUCAAGAUUUAUAAAGUUCCUGAUUAAUUUAAUGUUCUUAAGGCUAAAGGUACUUCUCGUGUUGCUGGAAAUGUUACUUCUGGAAUUCUUGGAAAGGCUCCUAUGGAGUCUAGUGAAGGGAAUGGUUCUGGUGAUGUCUCUGGAGUUCGAGUUGGGGCUGAUCCUACUGUCAUGACAAACAUGUACAAUGAGUUUUGCAGGAUGAUGCAGCAGCAACACAGUACUUCUGAUAAUCCUUUGUCUUCAGCUGUCAACUUUGCAGGACCUUGUAUCUAAAGAUGUCAAAGCUGUUGGUUCCAGACAAUCUGGUCUUUACAAGUUCAGCCAUACUUCUCAUAAUUCUCAAAUGUUUUCUUGUAAUAAUUCUGAUGUAAAGCUUGUAAACAAUUUGUUAACCAAGCAUGUACAUCCUAGUAUUGAUAUAAUUCAUGCUAGACUUGGUCAUAUUUCCUCUAGCAAAUUAAAACAUGUAAUAGUUCCAAUAUCAGGCAAUAAUAAUUGUGA